AUGUCUUCCGCAUUCGAGUCGUCGAGGACGUCUGGCAUGCACAGGCAGUCCAUGCUCGUGCCGAGUCAGUCUAUCGCGGAUACGCUGCCCAACGCCAACUUUGGGUUCGAUGAGCUGCGCGACCGCAUGGCCAAGUUUAGCUCCAAAUUCGACGCCUUUAUCGAGCAGGGAAGGAAGCGUGUUCUCGAGGAGAGAAACCAAUUCCGCAUGGAUAUGGCUGAGCUGCAAGAAAACGAGCGCAUGAAGCGCAAGGACAUUGAAAUCCUCGAGCUCAAGUCGUCGACGUACCAGCAAACGAUUGCCAAAGAAAACGCCGAAGCGCGCGAGAUCCAGUCCGCCAUCGCGACGCUGGCUGACCAGCGCGACAAGCACCUAGACAAUCGCGACGCCCUCAAGGCGCAGAUCGCGGCGACGCAAAAGGAGAUUGAUGCGCGGCUGGCGGCGCAACGCGCGCACGCGCAGCAGCAGGAUGCCCAGGCACGCUUCAACGUGCCCGAGCUCGACUUUUGGGUGUCGAACCUCUGCCUCAAGAUCGAAGGGGCGGGGCUGACGGAUCACCUCAAGUUUGUCUAUACGCACAUUGACGAGAAGGACUGGGAGAAGGAAGCCUUUUUCGAGCUACUGACGGCGUCGAGAGACUACGACGUGGGCAAGUGCAAGCCCAAGUUAGAGAGGGAAAAGGUGGAAAAGGUGCUGGACCGGAUGAAUGAGACGAGAGAUCUCGCCGUCUUAUUAAAAGGGAUGAGGGAGUUGUUUGUCGAGGCAAUGAGGGCCGAGAAGGCCGUAGCCGACAAGCGCGCGGCGGCCCAGCAAGCCGUCGACAUUCUCCACGAGAUCUCCACCAUCCUCAACUGCCACCUCGAUGCUAGGACUAUAUCCAUCUGUAUCUCCAUGAUUGAAAACGGCGUCAACCCAGAGGCCCUCGCUACCGUGAUCAAGGAGCUGCGCCUUGAAGCACAAGAAGUGCAAAGGGACGUUGCCCUCGGUCGCCCUAGCUAA
This is a messenger RNA of Parascedosporium putredinis, 999 nucleotides long. The record is from the annotation of a GenBank genome assembly. Lineage: Eukaryota; Fungi; Ascomycota; Sordariomycetes; Microascales; Microascaceae.